ACAAGAGGCAGAGAGGACUGGCGGACUAAACUUUCAUAUCUGUGAGAGGGAGAGAAGGAUCGGAGAGAGUGCAGCUUCUCGACCGACCGAGAGAGAGAGAGAGAGAGAGGACGAGACCGGUCGCAAGUUUGAUGGAGGAAAACACACAGCGGACUACUGCGGUCACACAUCAUUCGCACGCGUUUAAACUACAGCUGUGCUGACCCUCCUGCGGAAGGAACAUUAAUGAGCCUGAUUGACAACCCUCAAGAUCCCACUCCUCAGACACGAUGACCGCCUCUUCUUUCCCCUUCACUCCUUCGGCCUCUGCGUCGUCCAACUCCUCUCUUGCCUUUUCCUCCUCUCCUUUCUCCGCCUCGUCGGCGGUCUCCCCAAACCAGAAUAUUUGUUCGUUUGACGACACGACCCUCCGUCUGCCGCUGAUGGUCUCCUACUCCCUCUUCUUUGUCGUCGGGCUCGUGGGUAACCUCUUUGCGCUGUGGGUCUUCCUUUUCUUACACUCCAGCCGCAAUUCUGUAAGAGUAUUCCUCAUCAACUGCGCCGUGGCUGAUCUGGUCCUGCUGGCGUGUCUGCCCUUCAGGGUCCUCUACCACAUUAAUGGAAACAAGUGGGUACUGGGAUCUUUGGCCUGCAAGCUGGUGGGGAAUCUAUUUUACAUGAACAUGUACAUCAGUAUCCUGUUACUGGGCCUCAUCAGCCUGGACAGAUACUUGAGGCUCAAAGGAAAAGGUAGAGCGCGGAGAGGCGUGAUGAUGAGGCUGCGGGGGCACAACUGUCCGUGGAGCUGGGUGGCGUGCGCGGCUCUGUGGGGUCUGUCGCUGAUGGCGGUGGUGCCCAUGAUCGCCACGGCCGAGGACAAAGAGAACAGCGGCCAGUGCUUCCAGUACAAGCAGCGACGCGUAGCCAAAGGGAAAGCCUACUUCAACGCGAUCUUGGUGCUGUUGUUCUGGCUCGUCUUCGUCAUGCUCGUGGUCUCCUACGCGAAGAUCGCCUCCCAGUUGCUGAGGGUGUCACGGGACAAGCCGGACCUGCCCAACUCGCACAAAUACCAACGGACCGCCAAGAAAUCCUUCUUUGUGCUCUUUCUGUUUACCCUUUGUUUCGGGCCCUACCACGCCUUUCGCCCCGUCUACAUCCUCUCCCAGCUCAGCGGAACGGCAUCGUGCGACUACUUGCACCUGGUGGACCGCACCAAUGAGGUCAUGUUGUUAUUCUCCGCCUUCAACAGCUGUUUGGAUCCCGUCAUGUACUUCCUGUUAUCCGGCUCGGUGCGCAAAACCGCCCUCCGAGUACUCGGAGACCGACUCGGCAAUUGGGCGACGUCCAACAGCUCGACGACAGAGUUCAGACGGACGUCUGUGCCUGUGGCUUUAAAUUCUCAACUCAACACUCCCUCGGGUACCCCGAGAAACAGUAUCUGUGUCAUCAACUCCACCCUUCGCCGCACGGGAGUGACGGUGUUUCCCCCUACCGACCGACAGUGAUGAAAGUGUGAACGCUGGAGAAAUAAAUACCUUUCGUUUCUAACAUAUGCCGGACUGAUCGGGCAAUUCUCUGUAACAAUGAGUAAAGCGUUUCUACACGUAAUGACUUCUUAUGUUCGACAAAUGUAUGUAUGUUUGUUUGUUGUUUUUUACUGCAGUUACUCAUUGUUUAGACAUUAAAUCAUUGUUUAAAUUCUACUUUAAUGUCUGAGUGAAAGAAGAAAAAGAAAGAAAGAAAGAAAGAAAGAGGCACUACAGUGACUGCAAAGACAGCAGCUUUUCUAAAAAUAAAUACAUGCCAUGUUUAUUUUCUAGAGAAUGCUGUUAUGCUAUAAUGUUUCUGAAAAUAUAAAUGGGUAAAUUUGUGACAAUGGAUUGAGUGUAUCUAAAUUAUGUUAAAACAAACACAUUUUGGAUGUUUUUGUUCCAUUUCUAAAUCUAUUUGUAAUGUUAAUAUAAUCCUGUCUAUAUGAAAGUAAAGAG
Seriola dumerili (greater amberjack) is the source of this 1967-nucleotide messenger RNA. Its product is annotated as probable G-protein coupled receptor 34. Gene Ontology annotation, cellular component: membrane. NCBI's taxonomy places the organism in Eukaryota, Metazoa, Chordata, Actinopteri, Carangiformes, Carangidae. Bases 270 to 1484 code for a protein of 404 amino acids. The transcript has 3 exons. Gene Ontology annotation, molecular function: G protein-coupled purinergic nucleotide receptor activity. Gene Ontology annotation, biological process: G protein-coupled receptor signaling pathway. The record is from RefSeq and is a predicted model, not a curated record.